GCCAGGCUGAGGGUCAUGGCAGUGGAGAACCCACUUGAGGUGUGAAAUUCUGGGAAAUGAGGAUGGGAGUGUACUCAGAGGGAAAUCAAAUUCAAAGUGAAGAGGCACCUCCCAGUGCCUUUGCUCUAAGCCCCAGGACUCCGGGAAUACCCAGGGUCUGGGCUGGUGCUCCAGGACGGAGCUCCCACAAGGUGAUGAGCUCCAGCCCUCGGGAUGAUGCUGAGGAACAGCUAAGGAGAACAGAGCCAAUGAACACCAAUCCCUGUGAAGUUGUCCACUCCCAAAAAGCAGCUCACAGCCUACAGAGAGCAGUGAAGUCCUCCUGGCAGCAAGGUCUGAGUCACAGAGAAAGUGAAGAGGAAGGAGAAGACGGGGUGACAAGGACUGGGCUGAGAUGGGGAAGCGUCGUGUGGCAGCAACAACACCUGAGGAGAGAUGUUAAUGCCAUGGAUGGGUGACCAUCCCCAGGCUCAGAGUUCAAGAGCAUUUUCUGGAGUGAUUUUUAACUCCUGUGUCAGGAGGAGAGAGGAAAUAUUCUGCACUAUGAAGUGUGAUGGGAAGAGGAUGAGUCUUUCAUAGCUGGGUGCCCAAGGAUGCCAAGCAUAUUUUCCUACCAGAGUGCUGAGGUGGAUUGGUGUGAGGGCAACUUUGAGCGCUCAGCCGUGAUUGCAGAGUACUACAACACCAUCAGCAAUGUGAGCUUCUUUGUGCUCUCUCCUGCCCUGCUCUACCUGAACCGGCAGUACUGUCAGCACCGUGCCAUGCCCUUGUACUUCGUCUCGGGCCUCCUCAUCCUCGUAGGCAUCUUCUCCACAUACUUUCAUAUGACCCUGAGCUAUGUGGGACAACUCCUGGAUGAGCUCUCCAUCCUCUGGACGCUGGCUGUGGCAUAUUCCUUCUGGUACCCUCAGGUUUACUUCCCCAAGUUCAUCAAGACCAGGAGGCAUUUCUACUGGCUGACUGGGAUCACCACCGUGAUCAGCACCCUGAUGUCUUUUGUCAAACCCACCCUCAAUGCCUACGCGCUCAACUGCAUCGCCUUCCACCUGCUGUACCUGACCUGGCGUGAGCUCAAAAAGUGUAACGACAAACGGGUUCACCGGAUGGCCGCGGUCAUGGUGAUGUGGUGGGUCCUGGCCAUCACCAGCUGGAUCAGUGACCGGUGGCUUUGUUGGCUCUGGCAGGCCAUCAACUUCCCCUACUUCCACAGCUUCUGGCACGUGCUGAUAGCCCUGUCCCUCCUGUACUGCUGCCCUCUAGUCAUCUACUUCGAUGUCAACUACGAAAUGCCAUCCUUCAAGCCCAAGCUGGAAUACUGGCCCAGUGACUCAUGGCCUGUCGUGGUGCCCUAUGUCACCCUGGAGGAACCCCACAAGCAGUGCUAGAGCCAGUUGCCCCCAGGCAUCCCUCGGGCACAGGGGGUGUGUGAUGCACACAUGGGGAACAACUCGGCUGUGCCACCUGUUCCUCGGACCAGGGCAAUGUGGAAGCAGCUGAGGCCUCAUGAUGCUGGGCAUGAAGCAGGGUGGGAGCCCACAGGUGCCUUGGAAGACUCUGCCCAGAGAGCCAGAGAUCUCCUCCAGCAGAUCCCUACUGAGGAGGGGAGGGAGAUGGGGCUUCUUCUGUACCCUCUCGUUAGUCAAGCACCAGCACCCCUUGCUGACAAGGCCACAGCAGAGAACACUGAAGCCAAACUGGUGGCAGCUGGGUUUGUUGGGGCUGUUCUAAUUGUUAUUAUUAACUCUAUUUAUUGAUGUAUGUUGUCUUGCUCAGGAGAGCUGUGCAUUAAAGCUGUGGACACUGACUUACA
Pseudopipra pipra is the source of this 1810-nucleotide messenger RNA. It is a transcript of the gene ACER1, whose product is annotated as alkaline ceramidase 1. Gene Ontology annotation, cellular component: membrane; endoplasmic reticulum. The transcript has 7 exons. The coding region runs from base 594 to 1385 and encodes 263 amino acids. NCBI's taxonomy places the organism in Eukaryota, Metazoa, Chordata, Aves, Passeriformes, Pipridae. Gene Ontology annotation, biological process: sphingosine biosynthetic process; ceramide catabolic process. The record is from RefSeq and is a predicted model, not a curated record.